GUGGAGCGUCCGUCCUUCUCAAUCGAGAGCCUGACGAGACACACUGCAGACUCAAAGAUGGACGGCUUCUCACCAAAGGAGUUGAAAGCCCAGCAGGAGCCCAUGCUGACCUGUGAGCUGUGCGGCAGGGUGGAUUUUGCCUACGUCUUCAAGCGCUCCAAGAGGUUCUGUUCUACAGUGUGCGCCAAACGCUACAACGUGGGAUGCACCAAGAGAAUGGGUCUCUUCCCAAACCGCAAAACCACCCUGGAGAACAUGAAGAAACAAAGAGCGCUGAACGGGAACCACAAAAACUGCAGUUUAGAGUCCAAAAAGAAGAAUCCUCCUCCUGCUGCUGCUGCUCCGUCCACCGGUCUCUCGGCCCACCCUGCGCAGGGCGAGUCCAGCCAAUGUUCAAACCUAACUGGCUACAAGACCCCCCCGUACCCCCAGUCCGCCACGCAGCCCCACAGCUUCCUGCCCAGUGACCCGGGCCAGUGGAACAUAGAGGAGGUCUACGGGUUCAUCUCCCUUCUGCCAGGUGGGCCCCGCCUAAACAUAAUGGGGAUCGAGUCGUCCUGCAGCCAGCUCCCAACGGCUGCUCAUUGGCUGCAGCUGUAG
Etheostoma cragini (Arkansas darter) is the source of this 600-nucleotide messenger RNA. RefSeq names its product polyhomeotic-like protein 2. NCBI's taxonomy places the organism in Eukaryota, Metazoa, Chordata, Actinopteri, Perciformes, Percidae. The record is from RefSeq and is a predicted model, not a curated record. The coding region runs from base 58 to 600 and encodes 180 amino acids. Gene Ontology annotation, molecular function: zinc ion binding. The transcript is spliced from 4 exons. Gene Ontology annotation, cellular component: nucleus.